AUGAGGUUCAGCACACGCUCCAGCCUCUCUACAAGCUACUGGACCUUGGGCUCCGUGCAGUCACCCAGCCGCUGGGUCCGGCUGGUCAGCAGUGUGGCCAGCGUCUAUGUAGGCACUGGGUGCUUGGUCUCCUGGAUCUCUGUGUCCCACUCCACCAGCAUGCGGGGCAGCUGGGGAUCUGGUAGCCUGGCUAUAGGGAUGGCUGUGAGUCUGGUGGGCAUAGGAGGCAUCCAGAGCGAGAAGGAGACUAUGCAAUGCCUGAAUGACCACCUGGCCUCCUACCUGGAGACGGUGAGAAGCCUGGAGGCUGAUAACCGGAGACUGGAGAUCAAAAUCCGGGAACACCUAGAGAAGAAGGGACCCCAGGUCAGAGACUCGGGGCAUUAUUUCAAGACCAUCCAGGACCUGAGGGCUCAGAUCUUUGCACAUUCUGUGCACAAUGCCCGCAUCGUUCUGCAGAUUGGCAGUGCCCACCUUGCUGCUGCUGACUUCAGAGUCAAGUAUGAGAUAGAGCUGGCCAUGCGCCAGUCUGUGGAGCAUGACAUCAGUGGGCUCCAAAAGGUCAUUGAUGACACCAAUAUCACUCGCCUCAUGAAGGAGAACCACAAAGAGGAAGUAAAUGGUCUACAAAACCAGAUUGCCAGCUCUGGGUUGACCGUGGAGUUGGAUCCCGCCCCUAAAUCUCAGGACAUGGGCAAAAUCAUGGCGGAACUCCGGGCCCAAUAUGAGAAGCUGGCUCGGAAGAACCAAGAGGAACUAGACAAGUACUGGUCCCAUCAGACUGAGGGGAGCGCCCCAGUGGUCACCACACAGACUGCUGAGGUAGGUGCUGCUGAGGUGACACUCACAGAGCUGAGACGUAUGGUCCAGUCCUUGGAGACUGACCUGGACUCAAUGAGAAAUCUGAAGGUCAGUUUGGAGAACAGCCUGAGGGAGGCAGAGAUGCGCUAUGCUGUGCAGAGCGCACAACUCAGUGGGAUCCUGUUGCGCCUGGAGGCAGCGCUGGCCCAGACCCGGGCAGAGGGGCAGCGCCAGGCCCAGGAGUACGAGGCCCUGCUGCACAUCAAGGUCAAGCUGGAGGCUGGGAUUGCCACCUACCGCCACCUAUUGGAAGAAGGGGAGGACUUCAAUCCUGUUGACGCCCUGGACAAGAGCCACUCCUUACAAACCAUCCAAAAGUACACAACCCUCAGAAAUGUGGACGGCAAAGUGGUGUCUGAGGUCAAUGACACCAGAGUUUUGAGGCAUGAAAAGCAGCAAAAGUGGGGCAUCCCUUGGGAAGGCAGGAGGCCAAUAAAAAGUUCAGAGUUCAUUGAACAACAGAAAGAAAAAUGUACCUUUUAUUUUUACUUUAAAACUGAACUAACUUUUCGACCAACCCAGUAUUUGGAGUGUUGUUUUGCUCCAAUCAAACAUAUUUUUGAUAUGACUUGUAGAUUUUGGAGGGGAGGAGCUAGGAUUUGGAGGAAUAAAGGUCAAAACCUUGCUGGAAUAUUCUUAUUUUAUAAUUGA
Pteronotus mesoamericanus is the source of this 1512-nucleotide messenger RNA. RefSeq names its product keratin, type I cytoskeletal 18-like. Gene Ontology annotation, biological process: intermediate filament cytoskeleton organization. The record is from RefSeq and is a predicted model, not a curated record. Gene Ontology annotation, cellular component: keratin filament; cytoskeleton. Lineage: Eukaryota; Metazoa; Chordata; Mammalia; Chiroptera; Mormoopidae. Gene Ontology annotation, molecular function: structural molecule activity.